Molecule: messenger RNA, 948 nt
Organism: Clonostachys rhizophaga
Lineage: Eukaryota; Fungi; Ascomycota; Sordariomycetes; Hypocreales; Bionectriaceae
Source: the annotation of a GenBank genome assembly
AUGGUUAAAGUAGCUGUUCUAGGAGGCUCCGGUCAUGUGGGUAAAACCAUUGUGGACGCCAUCAAAGAGCAUCCAAGCCAUUCAGUGAUUAUCCUCAGUCGAAAGGCUCCAUCCACGGAUGACCCAGAGGCACCCACCGUACUGGUUCAAUAUGACGACGAACCAUCUUUGACAUCAGCCUUGGAGACGCACCAAGUCGAGACCGUCAUAUCUUGCCUCGGUGUCCAUGACGACAACUUGGCGCAGGUGGAAGCAGCCGUCAUUCGCGCCGCCGACAAAUCUAAACACACUAAGCGUUUCAUACCGAGCAAUUGGAGCACGCCAAAUGCCGAUUCUUCCAAAAGUCCUCUGAACCCGUGGGCUGCGUUUCAGCGAAAAGCCGUGGACCUUCUCCGGACCACCAGCCUGGAGUGGACUGAGAUUGCACCUGGCUACUUUGCUGACUUCUGGGGCAUGCCUUUCAUCGAAACUCACCUAGCCCCAAUGUCUCCGGUGCUUGACAUGAAAAAUAACGUCGCGGCCAUUCCGGGCUCAGGUGACGAACCCGUUGCCUUCUCUUAUUCGCUUGACGUCGCCAAAGUUGUUGCGAGAUUACUUGAUCUACCUCAAUGGCAAGAGACCACCUUCAUCGUUGGAGAUAAGCUCACGUGGAAUGAGUUCCUGAAAUUAGCUGAAGACGCAAAGGGCACCCAAUUCGAAGUCCAUCACGACGAUUUAGAGAAAUUAGGAAAGGGCCAGAUCACUGAAUUACCCUGCCAUAUUCCAGCAUACACAUUCUUCCCGAAAGAGCACCUCCAAGGUCUCUAUGCUAUCUUGGAGAACUUGAUGGCCAUUGGAGAGUUCAAUUUGCCACCUGAGAAGGCUAUUACAGCUCAGUUCCCAGACAUUAAAAUGCUAACCAUCAAGGAAUUGCUAGAAAAGACCUGGAAGGCGCAAACCAAUCAGUAA